CAACUUAUAGGCAAAGGUCACAUAUUGAGAAGAAGAAAAUGCUCAGCUCACUCGAUUCGUUUUGCGCCUUUGGUUUUCGUGCUAUUAUCUGCUCCGGUUCUAAAAAUGGUGCCCUGCGCUCGUCUGGCCUUCCAAUGCAACGAAAGAGGAUUGCGUGCAAGACUGUUAAUGUAAUAACUUAAACUUGGAUAGCUUUGAAAGAUUAUUGAUGUGUUAAAAAUUGCAGUAAAAAUAUUUCGCUCAAUUUUAAAUUUGUUUAGGUGAUGAAAAUACACAUUCGCUUGCCGAUUUAAAAUGGCUAUUAGAGUUUAUUUACAAUAAAAUGAACUCGAAACUAUGAUUAAUAGUCUAAUUUUUAGAUAACAAUAGCAAGAAAAUUAUAAUAGCAAGUGUUUCUGUUUGAUAUUUUUAUUGUAGAAAGUUAAUUGCGAUUUGAGAAGAAACAAUUUUUCAGUGAGUAAAAAGGUAAUGAUUGAUACCUGCCAAUCAUUGAUUCGAUUCAUAAAUGAGUCUUUGCAAACUCAGGUGUAUUUAAAUUCUGAGAACAUGCUUUUGCCCACCAGAGUCAAUAGCAGUAGCCUGAUAACGAAGAAAGCCAGCUUAAACAAAAUGACGAUGAACAGAAAUCAGCACUCGGAAACCAGUGUAGACAACUGGAAGAGAUAUGCCCAACGAUGAAAUAUCUCAAAUUGAAAAUUAGUACCUAUUUACACGUGGCAAGGUUUCCGAGGAAUCAGCUCUAGGCGUUUCAAGCAUAACAUAAGAUCUUGACCAAUCCAAUUUAGAUAUUUCUUUGGGGAUUACAUUGCUAAGUCUACUUGAAAAAAUCUUUUCUGUGGGAAAGGUUACCGUUUGUUUCCCAUUUGAAGAUUAGGCAUCAUCAGGAAUUGGCAUCAAGCUUUAGAUCGCAUCUUUACUUAACAUUAAAACAUAGCUCAUUUGAAAUGUCGAACAUGCGCCUGAAUGCAUCUGCUUUGCAGAUUUUUUUAAACAAAAUUAGACGUUUUAUUGUAAGGUGUUACUGUAAACACGUCUUAGCGGCUAAAGAAAACUCUCUAGAUAUAGUAUCUUCACUCUGUUGUAAAGUCAAAUCUGGGAGGCAAUAAUAGCCUGGCAGAUUGUUCGAGGAGUUAGACAAGGAUGCAAACUUGGUCCUAUCUUGUUUGCUUUCUAUUAACCUAACAUACAAAAAUUAUUAGCAAGAUGUAUCCGGGGAUAUGUCUAGAGGUCAUUUUAAUAAAAUUGCAUUGCUCUACUCUGACGUGCUCUUUUUACGAUAGUGCUGAAGUACUACAACAUGAUUUUACCGAACAAGUUUUGGUACUGUUUUUUAAUAGGCAAGUGGCACCGAUUGGGCAAACUCGACAGUCAUGUGCUCGCGUUUAUGAUUGGCCAAAUUUGAUGCAACACUGGGGAUAUAUAAUUCUUAGCGCAGAGUUUUCGAUCCAUGUUCUGAAGUUGUAUACUCUGAAGAGUGUCAUAUGAAAAGCUUAAAAUAUUUGCCCUUUUAAAAGCCAGUUACAAGUAAAAGGGACAUGUGACUGGGUACUCUUGAAAAAUUUGUAUUUGAGAAAGCUUUAAGGAACUUCACUGUAUUGCACUAUUAUCUACCUAGCUUCAGAAGACAACGAAAAGCUUUGCUUAUCGAGCAGUGUCCUGGUCCUUCUUCUCGAUGUGACCACACUUCGUCUUUCCUACGUAUGCAAAUAAAGAGAGCUUGUGACUUUUCUCUCACUGAGAGAAAGUUUUUGAAAAAGUCAUGUCAUGGACUCGAACCACGGACACUUGGAAUAAUCAGCGACGCUGAAUAAUCCCCACACCUAAUUUUCUAUCCUUCAACUUUUAGCUUUAAAUUUAAUAGUGAAUAGUGAAUAAUGCUGUAUUUUUCUCGAGUUUUUAAUCUAUGAUAGCCAAGUUGCCAAGUAAAUGUGACACUGCAAGGAAGUACAAGAAGUCUUGGGAAGUGCAAUAUGUUUGGCUUACAGAGUCUAGUGACGGGAAGGGCAACGGAUACACUGCAAACUGUGCUUUUUUUAUUGCGCACGCGCAUUAUGACGUCAUUAUCUAAUGGGUAAAUUUGGCCUAUAUUGACGUGAUUUGGCUUAUUUUCAUUAAGAGUUUGGCUACUUUGGUUUCAUUAAGAGUACCCAGACCACCUGACAACCCUGCAUAGCAUAGAUUCUUCUUAAAAGAGAGUGUAGUUUUGGAUUCUUAAUCAUAUAAAAAUAGAUUUUUGGGAAACCUUUUAGAGUGAAUACGAGGUAAGGUUUAAUAUGACGUCAUAUUGAAAUCAUACGCCACUGUGUGAAGCUUUAAUUGGACACUUUUUAACGUAACAAGAUAGUUCAUUUGUUCACUGCCGCGAGCUGGUCAUGGUCGAAGAGGAUUCAGUUGAAAAGAAAAUGGAAUUCACAUCCUUAGAUGAACAAGAAGAAGACUGUCAAAAGCCAGAAAUUGAGAUUUUUGAAGGGCCAAUGGCUGUUAUAACACAGGGAGGCAAUGAACUGAUGCAUAGCUACAAUAAUGUUACCCAAAACUUGUUGAGGAAAGUGUGUAUUCUUCAUGAAAAAUUGCAAGACAAAGACAAAGAGUUAUCCAGGCUAACUACUGAAAAUGAACGUCUCUUAGAAAGAAUUCACGAGCUGCUAGUUGGAGCAGAACUGAGAGAAGAGGCCAAAGAAAACAAAGCGAAGGCAAGUUAUUGCAAUAGAAGGAAAGGAAUAAUUCAGCUGGAAAUACACGAAGCAGGAUCCUUGCGAUCGAAGGCAUCUUUUCAACAAGGCCAGUCUUAUUUGAUUGGUUGGCUGAAAGUUUCUUGUCUCCUGGGGCUUACAAUCGGGACAACAGUCUAUUUAAAAAAAGAACUCGAAUUCUAAAUGAUUUUUAGCAUAGUCUAUAGAAGUUUGUAAUUGAGACAAUUUGAAUGAAUUGUAGAUAAAGCAAAUAUUUUUAAUCUUAAUAAAUGGUUAUACUCAGUGUUUGGUUUUCUAGAAAAACCAAUUAAGCUCUUUGAAAGACAAUCUUAGCUAAAAACUAUAAAAUGAGAAAGGAAAUUAUACUUAACAGAAAAAAACAUGAUAACGUCUCCUAAACGUAAAAUAUUUUGUGUCGUGUACUCCAGUCCAACAGCUUCUCAAUGAAAAAACUUCAUGCAGACGACUAAAGUCAAGCUUGCUUUUACAAAAUUUA
Rhopilema esculentum is the source of this 3189-nucleotide messenger RNA. RefSeq lists its product as uncharacterized. The record is from RefSeq and is a predicted model, not a curated record. NCBI's taxonomy places the organism in Eukaryota, Metazoa, Cnidaria, Scyphozoa, Rhizostomeae, Rhizostomatidae.